Xyrauchen texanus (razorback sucker) is the source of this 1100-nucleotide messenger RNA. Its product is annotated as neuroblastoma suppressor of tumorigenicity 1-like. The transcript is spliced from 4 exons. NCBI's taxonomy places the organism in Eukaryota, Metazoa, Chordata, Actinopteri, Cypriniformes, Catostomidae. The record is from RefSeq and is a predicted model, not a curated record. The coding region runs from base 319 to 834 and encodes 171 amino acids. Gene Ontology annotation, molecular function: receptor ligand activity; BMP binding. Gene Ontology annotation, biological process: animal organ morphogenesis.
ACACACACACACACACACACACACACACACACACACACACACACACACACACACACACAGAGCGCUGGGCUGCACUCGUCUGACUGUAUGUUGGGGAUCCGGACGGGAAGACAGAUUGUGUUUCUCCUGACAGUGUGAGCGUGUGUGAUGUAAUCGUUUAACUUCAGCAGGUCAGAACGGGGCGAAUCCUCCGUUAAUCAUCAUCCGACAUCCGUCUCCACUCAAACAAGUACGUUUCGCUCCAGCUCUUUCAGAUGUGUGAUGAAUGUGUUUGUGUUCUGCUGGUUUCACUGGUCAGAGUAAUUCACUGGAAUCGUGAUGUGGCCGCGUGUUAUGCUCACGUGUUUACUGCUGGUGUUGUGUCGCGCAGCUCCUCAUCCUCAUAUCAACCGUCUCGCGCUCUUCCCGGAUAAAAGCGCCUGGUGUGAAGCCAAAAACAUCACGCAGAUCGUCGGCCACACGGGCUGCACGCCGCGAUCCAUCCAGAACAGGGCUUGUCUGGGUCAGUGUUUCAGCUACAGUGUGCCGAACACAUUCCCACAGUCCACCGAGUCUCUGAUCCACUGUGACUCCUGCAUGCCUGCGCAGACCCAGUGGGAAGUGGUGACUCUGGAGUGCGCGGGCAGUGAUGAGGCUCCGCGUGUGGAUAAGUUAGUGGAACGCAUCCUCCACUGCAGCUGCCAGUCGUGCAGUAAAGAGGGCGGUCAGGAGGGGGCGCUGCUGCAGCUGUACCCUUCAGAGGGAGCGCUGGAGACGCCAGCACACACACACUCACAGCAGGCACACACACACGCUGACGUGCAUUUAGACAUACACACACCUGAAGCAGGGUGAUGAACACACUCUCAAAUCCUACUGAACUCUUCUCUCUCUGUUUGUUGAAUUAAAGCACUUUCCCUGUUCAUCAUGAAGACACUAAUCAACACUAUAUCACGCUUAACCAUCAUUAAACUGGAGGAAAUCUCACAUGAGCUUUAUUAAAAGAUGCACUCAAACACACGAAUCCCAAAUGGCAUGUUUGCACCCUUGAAGGGCACUUGUUGAAGGGGACACAACUCGUGACACACACACUCACACUCACACACACACACACACACACA